Molecule: messenger RNA, 831 nt
Organism: Laetiporus sulphureus 93-53
Lineage: Eukaryota; Fungi; Basidiomycota; Agaricomycetes; Polyporales; Laetiporaceae
Exons: 4
Coding region: 55-639 (194 amino acids)
Source: RefSeq, a predicted model, not a curated record
UGUCGUCCUCUUUGCUGUCAACGCCGACCUCACUGCGCCUCGUCAACACUCAGAAUGAAGUUUACCAGUGCUGCACUCGCUCUCGCGGCAUUCAUCAGCAGCUCUGCUGCCCAGCUGACCAUUCUGAGCCCCGGAAGCAGUGUGUGGUGGGUUGACGACUCCCAAAACGACAUCACUUGGACAUGCGAUACCUCUCCUUACGAGAAUUUUACCGUCCUUCUUGACAGCACGAAUUCGAGCAUCCUGGUCUCGCCUUAUGCAUUCGUCGCUAACCAGCCGAACUAUGACUGCUCCGUGGUGAUCUCGCCAUACCAGAUGGCCACUUUCCCUGCUGCUUCCGGCUACACCAUCAUCCUCGCUAACACCCUCAACAGUUCAGACAUCUAUGCUAAGAGCGAGGAGUUCGCGAUCAAGCCAGAAGGUUCGGCCUAUCCUGCUACAUCCGCUACGCCCACAGGAACAAACACGGCUACCAGCAGCGCAAGCGGCAGUGUGAGUGGCAGUGCAACCACAACUGGCGCGGCUGCUGCCUCCUCCACCUCCGCUUCCUCCAAGUCGAGCGGCGCGAACAAGCUCGCCGCCUCUAUGAUGGGUGGUCUUGCUGGGGUCGGUGCCUUGUUUGGAUUGUUGAUGGCUUGAUCACCGCGUACGAGUGCUGCAGCAAGAAUUGUGGACUUUACAUUCUUCUGGCUUGUGUCAGCCCCACACACGUACUUUCUUGCACUUGUCCUUGUCUUUGUUUGUGGACGCUGAAGGUUUGGGGUGUGUUGUACCGUCUUUUUGACUGUACUGUCUUUACUAGUUUACAUGAGUGUAAUGCGGACAGUGCCU